Molecule: messenger RNA, 918 nt
Organism: Symbiodinium necroappetens
Lineage: Eukaryota; Dinophyceae; Suessiales; Symbiodiniaceae
Source: the annotation of a GenBank genome assembly
AUGCUGGGCAUUGCCUACACAGAAUGCUUUGGGUGCGAGGUCAACAAGAAGCUCCAAGCACUGGGCAUGAAAAUGCACAAUUACCACCAUUUCUAUGAUGAUUGCUGCACGGCGAAUUUCCUUUCUUCGCCGACAUGUCACGUGUUCGUGUGCGGUGCGCCUUGUCAGCCGUACAGCAAGGCUGGUCUCCAGAAAGCGCUUCAUGAUCCGAAGAAUGGGGAAGUCCUCCUGUGGGUGCUGGCAUGGAUCUGUGGGCAUCAACCUGAGGCCUUCAUUCUGGAGAACGUGGAAGGGCUCUGCACAACCCACAGAGAGACUCUCAAUAUAAUCCUGGGUGUACUUGCGCGGAUGCAGGACUCCAAGGGGAAGAAGCUAUACCACGUGGAACACCGAGUACUGAAUUUGUGUGUUCAUGGACACAUUCCUCAGAAUCGUUCUCGGCUCUUCGUGGUAGGCCUUCGCUUGGACCGCCUCCAGGGUCGCGAGUUUUCAUGGCCCUGCGAGAUUCCGACUCUACCUCUGAGCGACUUUGUCAAGGGAAAGGCCAAGCAAGGACCGCUGAACAACACGGAAGCGAAGAACCUGAUAUCAGUGCAGAGGAAGUUUGCAAAGACGGGCCGCUCCUUGAAGGACAAAUGGGUCAUUGACUUGAGCGCAAGUGAGCCCCAUGCAAUGCACGAUGUAUCUCCCUGCCUGACUCGCACUCGCGCGGGUAGCGGGGGUCAUUACCUGUCCUGGCUGGGUCGCAAGAUGACCGACUCCGAAAUCUUUGGGCUGCAGGGAAUGUCCCUUGAAAAGUUUCCUGCUGAUGUGAUGUCCAGUCGUGAGCUGCGCUUGGCUGCUGGCAAUUCCAUCCCCGUGACACUUUUGGCCCGUCUCAUGAGCCAAGUCCUGUCAGCCAUUGGCCGCGGUCCAUAG